Molecule: messenger RNA, 14490 nt
Organism: Coregonus sp. 'balchen'
Lineage: Eukaryota; Metazoa; Chordata; Actinopteri; Salmoniformes; Salmonidae
Source: the annotation of a GenBank genome assembly
AUGAAGGUUGUGAUUAAAUAUUAAUCCAACAUAUAUAAUAUAUAGGGUCUUUAAUAUAUGUGAUGUAAUAUAGUCAGUAUUCAUUGGUGUUAUGAUGAUGGAAUUACAUAUUAUAACCGUUUAUCAUUGCUUGGUGCUCCCCUACAGGUAAUCAUUGAGCGGUAUAAGGGAGAGAAGCAGCUGCCUGUGUUGGACAAGACAAAGUUUCUUGUCCCAGACCAUGUCAACAUGAGCGAGUUAGUGAAAAUAAUCAGGUAAGACCAUUGAGUCAUGACAUAAUGAGGUUUGGAUUUGAUGACAUGAUGGUAGUCAAUGGGCAACAGAGUCAUGGUCACGAAAACCCAGAGUGUCCCAUUAGGCAAUCGCUUGGUUGCCUCACACCUCGAACCUGAAUGUCUAUUUACGGUGAGAUCAUUUCAACACCUUAAACACUUUGCCUUUCUCUCCCAUAAUGUAAAGCAGUGUACUGACUGUUCAAUUAGUGUGUCCUUUAGUCGGCGCAUUCUCUCAAAGUCUGGAAGGGAACUGCGUAUGUGCCUGUAUCCCCAGUCUCAUGUAGACGAGAUUGUUUACUUGUCUGGAGUGUGUCACCCAGAGAGGGGGGCGAGCCACAUUGUGCCAAGAAUUGGUGCACACACUGACCCUGACUUCUGCUGGCAACACUCUUAAACACUCUAGCACCAAAAUACACUCUGUUAUCAUUGGGAGAGACUCUCUUCCUGUCUUGUGCUUGUCUCUUCAUAUUACAGCCAUAUCAUUGACGUGGGGAGAGAGGGGGUAGACCUUAACUGUUGCAGCACUGCUCUGUGUGGCACCGACUAUUGCAGAAAAAUACUUAACUAAACCUAUGCCAUGUUGUGUAGUGUAAAUAGUAACAAAUUAGUCAUUUUACAGUUUCCAUGUUGAGUUGUUUAGUAGUCUCUAGACAGACGGGUUGCCUCCCACAAUGUACCAUUGAGCACAGUUACCUGCACACAAUAAUACGAUUUUUGUCAAACAAUUGUUUUACCAUUUCCUGCAUUCUACACUUUCUUUAAAGGGGGUAUCCAUAUUUAUGAACAUAGCAAUUUUACUAAGGUUCUGCCACAAUAAAUUAUAUUGAACUCGAGUACUUGAAUUUAAAAAAAGUAUAUUUUUAUAACACACAAAAAAAAAAUUGCGCAUUUAUCUAGGCCUAAAUGCCAACAAUGUGCAACAAGGCCACAUUUUUCAUAACCAUUACAGAUAACAAAUCCUAAUUGCUAAAUUGCCACAUGCAUUGCAUUCGGAAAGUAUCCAGACCCCUUGACCUUUUCCACAUUUUGUUACGUUACAGCCUUAUUCUAAAAUUGAUUUUUUUUUUUUACUCCCCUCAUCAAUCUACACACCAUACCCCAUAAUGACAAAGCGAAAACAGGUUUUUAGAAAAUGUUUGCUAAUUUAUAAAAAAAAUAAUACUAAAAUAGCUUAUUUACAUGAGUAUUCAUACCCUUUGCUAGGAGACUCGAAAUUGAUCAUCCUUGAGAUGUUUCUUCAACUUGAUUGGAGUCCACCUGUGGUAAAUUCAAUUGAUUGGACAUUAUUUGGAAAGGCACACAUCUGUCUGUAUAAUGUCCCACAGUUGACAGGGCGGCAGGUAGCUUAGUGGUUAAGAGCACAGUGCCAGUAACCGAAAGGUCGCUGGUUCUAAUCCCCGAGCCGACUAGGUGAAAAAUCUGUCGAUGUGCCCUUGAGCAAGGCACUUAACCCUAAUUGCUCCUGUAAGUCGCUCUGGAUAAGAGCGUCUGCUAAAUGACAAAAUAAAAAUAAAAAUAAAAAAAUAAAAAAUGUCAGCGCAAAAACCAAGCCGUGAGGUCAAAGGAGUUGCCCAUAGAGCUUCAAAACAGGAUUGUGGGAGGGCACAGAUCUGGGGAAGGGUACCAAAAAAAUUCUGCAGCAUUGAAGGUCCCCUGAAAACAGUGGCCUCCAUCAUUCUUAAAUGGAAGAAGUUUGGAACCACCAAUACUCUUCCUAGAGCUGGCCACCUGACCUGACCAAACUGAGCAAUCGGGGGAGAAGGGCCUUGGUCAGGGAGGUGGAAGGGCCUUGGCCAGAGCUCCUCUGUGGAGAUGGGAGAACCUUCCAGAAGGACAACCAUCUCUGCAGCACUCCACCAUUCAGAACUUUAUGGUAGUGGCCCGACGGAAGCCACUCUUCAGUAAAAGGCAAAUGACAGCCCGCUUGGAGUUUGCCAAAAGGCACCUAAAGGACUAUGAGAAACAAAAUUCUCUGGUCUGAUGAAACCAAGAUUGAACUCUUUGGCCUGAAUGCCAAGUGUCAUGUCUGGAGGAAACCUGGCCCCAUCCUUACGUUGAAGCAUGGUGGUGGUGGCAGCAUCAUGCUGUGGGGAUGUUUUUCAGCGGCAUGGACCGGAAGACUAGUCAAGAUCGAGGGAAAGAUGAACGGAGCAAAGUACGGAGAGAUCCUUGAUGAAAACCUGCUCCAGAGCGCUCAGGACCUCAGACUGGGGCGAUGGUUCACCUUCCAACAGGACAACGACCCUAAGCACACAGCCAAGACAAUGCAAGAGUGGCUUCGGGACAAGUGUCUGAAUGUCCUUGAGUGGCCCAGCCAGAGCCCAGACUUGAACCCGAUCGACCAUCUCUGGAGAGACUUGAAAAUGACUGUGCAGUAACGCUCCCCAUCCAACCUGACAGAGCUUGAGAGGAUCUGCAGAGAAGAAUGGGAGAAACUCCCCAAAGACAGGUGUGCCAAGCUUGUAGCGUCAUACCCAAGAAGACUCGAGGCUGUAAGCGCUGCCAAAGGUGCUUCAACAAAGUACUGAGUAAAGGGUCUGAAUACUUAUGUAAAUGUGAUAUUUCAGUUUUGUAUUUGUAAUACAUUUACAAACAUUUCUAAAAACCUGUUUUUGCUAUGUCAUUUAAGGGGUAUUGUGUGUACAUUUGAUGAGGGGAAAAAAACGAUUUAAUCAAUUUCGCUGUAACGUAACAAAAUGUGGAAAAAGUCAAGGGGUCUGAAUACUUUCCGAAUGAUACACCCAUCUAGUACCGGAUCAGACCACCCUUUGCAUCCAGAACAGCCUGAAUUCUUCAGGACAUGGAUUCUACAAGGUGUCGGAAACGUUCCACAGGGAUGUUGGUCCAUGCUGACGCUAUGGCAUCACGCAGUUGCUGCAGAUUGGACGGUGGUAGAUUCAUGCUGCGAAUAGCCCAUUCCAUCUCAUCCCAAUUGGUAUCAAGGGACCAGGAACGUGUGCCAGGAAAACAUUCCCAAUUCCCAUUUUUAGCUGAUAGGAGUGGAACUCGGUGUCGUCGUCUGCUGCAAUAGCCCAUCCGUGACAAGGAUUAACGAGUUGUGCGUUCUGAGAUGCCGUUCCGGGAAACCACUGUUGUACUGAGCCGUUAUUUGUCUGUUUGUGGUCCGCUUGCAUGAUUCUUGCCAUUCUCCUUCGAGCUCUCUCAUCAACGAGCUGUUUUCGCCCACAACACUGCCGCUGACUGGAUGUUUUUGGUUUGUUGCACCAUUCUCAGUAAACCUUAGACAAUGUUGUGUGUGUGAAAAGCCCAGGACGGCGGCCGUUUCAGAGAUACUGGAUCCGGCAUGCCUGGCAUCGACGAUCAUACCACAUUCAAAGGUCACUCAUUUUGCCCACUCGAACGUUCAAUCGAACAGUAACUGGAUGCCUGUCUGCCUGCUUUGUAUAGCAAGCCACGGCUAUAUGACUCACUGUAUGUAGGAGCGAUCCAUUUUCGUGAAAGGGGUGAUUCAGUCAAUAAAAAAUAAGUGCCAUUUAAGAUUGAUUUAUUGAAACCGUAAUAAUAUAUCGUGGCACACAAUCUUCAAAAAGCCAGUAACCUCAGCAGCGGAGCUUGCUUGUAGAAGCCUAUGGCUGUGCAAUGGCAUGGCCUUGUUUUAUUAAUUUAGCAAACAAGAUGUUCUUAUUUCCAGAGGCCGUAUCACAGUCAAGACGCACCUGUUUUAUAGUAAGAAACAUAAUGUAAUAUAACAGAAUAAAAUAUAACAAUCUUUUUCCAAAUGAAAAGUUUGCAGUGCAUAGUGAUGCGCAAUCUAGUGUCUGGUAUAGUUAUUCUCAAAUAGUGAUAAUUUGAAACUUGGCUCAAUUUGGCGAGUUCAAAGACAAAUUUUUUCAGGGUUUGUAUUUGUAUUUAUUAUGGAUCCCCAUUAGCUGCUGCCAAGGCAGCAACUACUCUUCCUGGGGUCCAGCAGAAUUAAGGCAGUUAUACAAUUUUAAAAACAUUACAAUAAAUUCAUAACAGAUUUCACUACACACUAAGUGUGUGUCCUCAGGCCCCUACUCCACUACCACAUAUCUACAACACAAAAUCCAUGUGUGUGUGUGUAUGCAUGUGUUGCUUCACAGUUCCCGCUGUUCCAUAAGUAAAACUGACUAUCCUACCGAUCCUUGACUUCGGCGAUGUCAUUUACAAAAUAGCCUCCAACACUCUACUUAGCAAAUUGGAUGUAGUCUAUCACAGUGCCAUCCGUUUUGUCUCCAAAGCCCCAUACACUACCCACCACUGUGACCUGUACGCUCUUGUUGGCUGGUCCUCACUACAUGUUCGUCGUCAAACCCACUGGCUCCAGGCCAUCUAUAAAUCACUGCUAGGCAAAUCCCCGCCUUAUCUUAGCUCAUUGGUCACCAUAGCAGCACCCACCCGUAGUCUGCGCUCCAGCAGGUAUAUCUCACUGGUCAUUCCCAAAGCCAACACCUCCUUUGGCCGCCAUUCCUUCCAGUUCUCUGCUGCCAAUGACUGGAACGAAUUGCAAAAAUCUCUGAAGCUGGAGACUCUUAUCUCCCUCAAUAACUUUAAACAUCAGUUGUCAGAGCACCUUACCGAUCACUGCACCUGUACACAGCCCAUCUGAAAUUAGCCCACCCAACUACCUCAUCCCUAUAUUGUUAUUUAUUUUGCUCUUUUGCACCCCAGUAUCUCUAUUUGCACAUAAUCUCUUGCACAUCUAGCAUUCCAGUGUUAAUACUAUUGUAACUAUUUUGCACUAUAGCCUAUUUAUUGCCUUACCUCCAUAACUUGCUACAUUUGCACACACUGUAUAUAUAUUUUCUGUUGUAUUUUUGACUUUAUGUUUUUUACCCCAUAUGUAACUCUGUGUUGUUUUUAUUGCACUGCUUUGCUUUAUCUUGGCCAGGUCGCAGUUGUAAAUGAGAACCUGUUCUCAACUGGCUUACCUGGUUAAAUAAAGGUGAAAUAAAAUAAAAAUAAAAAUAAGGUGUAUUUUUUAAUCAGUUUUUUAAAUCGGAUUCUGCUGCUUGCAUCAGUUACCUGAUGUGGAAUAGAGUUCCAUGUAGUCAUGGCUCUAUGUAGUACUGUGUGCCUCCCAUAGUCUGUUCUGGACUUGGACUGUGAAGAGACCUCUGGUGGCAUGUCUUGUGGGGUAUGCAUGGGUGUCUGAGCUGUGUGUUAGUUAUUUAAACAGAUAGCUCGGUGCUUUCAACAUACCUCUCACAAAUACAAGUAGUGAUGAAGUCAGUCGCUCCUCCACUUUGAGCCUGGAGAGAUUGACAUGCAUUGGGUUACAAACCCAAAUCUGUCUUUAUGAUAUACAGACGUUCAAUUUAGUUUAAUCUGCCUGUUCUUUCGAAUUUUCUAAAUGAACAAUUCCACAUUGAACACUGCAUGGUGAUGAAUUACAGCAACAUCUGUUUGGUGAGUAAGCUUAGGCUUAAAAAAUACUCUUGAUCAAACUAAUGUUUUGGCAUAUUUUCAGUGUGGAAAGCUGUUUUAUGGGGGUUAUAGCCUAGCCCGAGGCUAACCAAUUCUAAAUGGAACUAGCAGUUCACAAAGUAGGCUAAGCGGAAAAUGGACGGGACGCAAUUAUUCCAAAACUGCAGCUUGUUGUUGGAACACACAUUGUCCUACUUCAAUCAACCAGUCCAUUUUGAAUUUCUGAUGAAACUGUCGUCAUUUGGCAAGUAAUGUAACUUGUGUGUCCCAUCAGUUAAGUUUUGAUAGGCAUGUAUUUCUGUAGGCCUAAUGUGAGCUUGUGUGUGCACUCAGGAUGCGGGUGUAGAGGGAGCGGUCGGAUUGCAAUUGAGUGAGAGACAUGGAGGGGAAAGGGAAUUUGGGGAGAGAACUGCGUGAUGCGUGGCUUAGUUUCUUUUUUGUUGAGCCCCGCAAAUGCACAUGUAGGUCGCUAACAUAUUGGCAAAAUUAUUUGUUAAAAUUAUUUUAACAUAUUGAACCAUGCAUAUAGCCUAUUCAUGGUCUACACUGAGUGCGCUUUCCAUGACCAAGAACUGCAACGAUGCUGGGUUUUUCAUUCUCAACAGUUUCCUUUGUGUGUAUCAAGAAUGGUCCUCCAGCCAACUGUGGGAGGCGUUGGAGUCAACAUGGGCCAUGAGUCGACUGUGGAAGGCUUUUGACACCUUGUAUAGUCCUUUCACCGACGAAUUGAGGCUGUUCUGAAGGCAAGGGGGUGGUGCAACUCAAUAUUAGGAAGGUGUUUUGUACACUCAGUGUAUAUUAUCAUGUAUGCUAUUAGCAAUAAGCAUUAUCACCUGUAGCCCAGCUUAUGCAGACUUUAACCAGGGAGACUUAAAACCAUUCUACCGCACUUCUACCAACACGUCUCCUGCGCCACUAGGUGCGCUAAAACUCAACCACUUUUAUUCUACCCACAGAAACGCAUAUAAGGCCCUCCCUUGUCCUCCCUUCUUCAAAUCUGACCACGACUCUAUUCUCCUGUUUCCUGUUUACAAACAAAAGAUCAAACCGGAAGUACCAGUGACGCGCUCAGUACGGAAGUGCUCCUAUGAAGCAGAUGGAAGGCUACAAUACUUUUUUGCUAAUACAGACUGGGAUAUGUUCCGGGAUUCAUCCAAUAGCAUUGAGGAGUUUACCACAUCAGUCACAGGCUUCAUCAAUAAGUGCAUAGACGACGUUGUCCCUAAAGUGAGUACACAAACCAGAAACCAUGGAUUACAGUAUCCGCGCUGGGCUAAAGGCUAGAGCUACCGCUUACAAGGAAUGGGACCCGGAAGUGGACGCAUGCAAGAAAACCCGCUACGACCUCCGAGACAUAAAACAUGCAAAAAGACAAUAUAAAAGGGAGGUGGAAUCCUAUUACACUGGCUCCAACGCUCGUCCAACGCUCGUCCAAGUCAAAAAGUGCAGUCGUUUUGAGACCUUCCUCACUGACUGCUCCACGUGUCUCACCACUGAGGUUAGAGUCUAGAUAAAAACCAAGAUACUUGGUUGUUGUUACCACUGGUAUUUCCUGUCCUAGGAUUAGUGGUGCAGGUUGUGGAUGGUCUCUAGAAAAACAUAUCCUCCAAACCCAUGGAAGUGUCCUCUUGGAUGCUGGGUAAUGGUAUGGCUCGGGACAGCCCUACAUCAUCUGCAUACCCAGUGUCACUGAAGACAACUUUUCGGGUGGACAUGUGAAGGAUAAACAGAUGGUGAAGCCACGCCCCCUUGUGGCACACCAAGGUGACCUCUGACCAAGGGCUAAAUGUGCCAUUUGCCAUCAUCCUCUGCCUUCUUACGGUGGUAUAGCUGUGGAGCCAGGCUAGUAACCUUGGACACUGCUUAAAGUGGUCCUAUGGACAGAUACUCCAAUCUCCGCUGUGGAGCUUUGCAGCUCCUUCAGGGUUAUCUUUGGUCUAUUUGUUGCCUCUGAUUAAUGCCCUCCUUGCCUGGUCCGUGAGUUUUGGUGGGCGGCCCUCUCUUGGCAGGUUUGUUGUGGUGCCAUAUUCUUUCAAUUUUUUAAUAAUGGAUUUAAUGGUGCUCCGUGGGAUGUUCAAAGUUUCGGAUAUUUCUUUGUAACCCAACCCUAAUCUGUACUUCUCCACAACUUUGUCCCUGACCUGUUUGGAGAGCUCCUUGGUCUUCAUGGUGCCGCUUGCUUGGUGGUGCCCCUUGCUUGGUGGUGCCCCUUGCUUAGUGGUUUGCAGACUCUGGGGCCUUUCAGGACAGGUGUGUGUGUGUGUGUGUGUAUAUAUAUAUAUAUAUACUGAGAUCAUGUGACACUUAGAUUGCACACAGGUGGACUUUAUUUAACUAAUUAUGUGACUUUUGAAGGUAAUUGGUUGCACCAGAUCUUAUUUAGGGGCUUCAUAGCAAAGGGGGUGAAUACAUAUGCACGCACCACUUUUCCGUUAUUCAUUUUUUUUUUAAACAAGUUAUUUUUUUCAUUUCACUUCACCAAUUUGGACAAUUUUGUGUAUGUCCAUUACAUGAAAUACAAAAAAUCCAUUUAAAUUACAAGUUGUAAUGAAACAAAAUAGGAAAAACGCCAAGGGGGAUGAAUACUUUUGCAAGGCACUGUAAUUUACAUUAACAAUUUUACAGCUUUUGGCAGCGAUUACAGCAUUGUGUCUUUCUGGUUAAGUCUCUAAGUGCUUUCCACACCUGGAUUGUGCAACAUUUGCCUAUUUUAUUUUUUUCAGAAUUCUUCAAGCUCUGUCAACUUGGUGGUUGAUCAUUGCUAGACAACUAUUCUCAGGUCUUGCCAUAGAUUUUCAAAUAGAUUUCAAAUAAAUAGAAGUCAAAACUCCCAGUGUCUGGUGGAAAGCAGACUGAACCAGGUUUUCCUCUAGGAUUUUGCCUCUGCUUAGCUCCAUUCUGUUUUAUUUUUAUCCUGAAAAACUCCCCCAGUCCUUAACAAUUACUGCACACUCAUGACAUGAUCGUAAUUUUCGGUGCAACCUGUCCACCCGAAAUGAAAAGCAGCCACUGCUGUCGGAAGUCUUCGUUCUUCGGAAAAUAGUGUGACGUUAAAUUAACACAAUGGCAUCCAGUCACAACAGUGUGCUUUUACCGGCAUGCUGGUAAGGAGCUUGCCAGCUAAAAGUCACAACACAGAUGAAAAGGGGUAGUUAUCAGUAUCGUUUUGCCACGUUCUGCUUGAGCUAUUUUACGGUUUGUAAGCAAAGGCGUUUGAUGCGCACAUUUGAUGACAGUUUUAAGGCAUUACAUUACAUGAACUGAAAUCAGAAGAUUUCAGAAAUUUUCCAUACGCACAAAAAAUGUGUUUCUCACAAAUGUUGUGCACAAAUGUGUUUACAUCCCUGUUUGUGAGCAUUUCUCUGUUGCCAAGAUAAUCCAUCCACCUGACAGGUGUGGCAUAUCAAUAAGCUGAUUAAACAGCAUGAUCAUUACACAGGUGCACCUUGUGCUGGGGACAAUAAAAGGCCACUCUAAAAUGUGCAGUUUUGUCACACAACACAAUGCCACAGAUGUCUCAAGUUUUGAGGGAGCGUGCAUUUGGCAUGCUGACUGCAAGAAUGUCCAGCAGAGUUGUUGUCAGAGAGUGUAUUGGUAAUUUCUCUACCGUAAGCUGCCUCCGUCAUUUUAGAGAAUUUGGCAGUACUUCCAACUGGCCUCACAACUGCAGACCACGAUUAACCAUGCCAGCCCAGGACCUCCACAUCCGGCUUCUUCACCUGCGGGAUCGUCUGAGACCAGCCACCCGGAGAGCUGAUGAAACUGUGGGUUUGCACAACCGAAGAAUUUCUGCACAAACUGUCAGAAACCGUCUCAUGGAAGCUCAUCUGCGUGCUCGUUGUCCUCACCAAGGUAUUGACCUGACUGCAGUUUGCCGUCGUAACUGACUUCAGUGGGCAAAUGCUCACCUUCGAUGGCCACUGGCACGCUGGAGAAGUGUUUCAACUGUACCGGGUAGAUUGCAGUAUGGCAUCGUUUGGGCGAGUGGUUUGCUGAUGUCAACGUUGUGAACAGAGUGCCCCAUGGUGGCGGUGGGUUUAUGGUAUGGGCAGGCAUAAGCUGUGGUCAACGAACACAAUUGCAUUUUAUCAAUGGCAAUUUGAAUGCACAGAGAUACCGUGACGCGAUCCUGAGGCCCAUUGUCGUACCAUUCAUCCGCCGCCAUCACCUCAUGUUUCAGCAUGAUUAUGCACGGCCCCAUGUCGCAAGGAUCUGUGCAUAAUUCCUGGAAGCUGAAAAUGUCCCAGUUUUCCAUGGCUUGCAUACUCACCAGACAUGUCACCCAUUGAUCAUUUUUUGGGAUGCUCUGGAUCAAAUUGUAUGACUGUGUUCCAGUUCCCGCCAUUAUCCAGGAACUUCGCACAGCAAUUGAAGAGGAGUGGGACAACAUUCCACAGGCCACAAUCAACAGCCUGAUCAACUCAAUAGAUUAGGGCCUAAAUUAUUUAUUUCAAUUGACUGGGUGCCAAUAAUUCUAACCUGUAUCUUUUUAAGAAAAUAAAUAUUUAUUGUUCUCUGAGCAAUUGUAUUAGUAUAAAAAUGGAAUUUUCCAAAUGUUUUGAACAUACACUAUAGUUCAGUAUUUGUAUUUAUGUUGGUCUUUUUUGCUGAUCUUUAUCAAGGCUGCCAUAAUUUCGGACCUCACUGUAGUGCCUUCAGAAAGUAUUUACACCCCUUGACUAUUUCCACAUUUUGUUGUGUUACAGACCGAAUUUAAAAUGUAUUAAAUUGAGAUUUUGUCACAGGCAUACCCUCAAUACCCCAUAAUGUCAAUGUGGAGUUGUUUUUUGACAUUUUUAAAAAUGAAAAGCUGAGGGCCUCUGAGUGGCGCAGCGGUCUAAGGCACUGUAUUGCAGUAGUAGAGGAGUUACUACAGACCCGUGUUCAUUCCCGGGCUGUGCCACAACCGGCUGUGGCCGGGAGUCCCACAGGACGGCGCACAAUUGGCCCAGCAUUGUCCAGGUUAGGGGAGGGUUUGGCCGGGGGGGCUUUACUUAGCUCAUCGCGCCAUAGCGACUCCUUGUGGCGGGCCAGGUGCCUGCAGGCUGACCCCGGUCGCCAGGUGAACGGUGUUUCCUCCGACACAUUGGUGCGGCUGGCUUCCGGGUUAAGCUGGCGGGUGUUAAGGAGCGCGGCUAGGCGUUUUAUGUUUUGGAGGACGCAUGUCUCUCCCGAGCCCGUUGGGCAGUUGCAUUGAUGAGACAAGAUCGAAAUUGGGGAGAAAAAGUUUUUUUUUCCAAUACUGAAAUAUCUUUAGUCACUAAGUAUUCAACCCCUAUAUGGCAAGCCUAAAUACACUGAACAAAAAUAUAAACGCAACAUGAAACAAUUUGAAAAUAUUUUUGUGAGUUAAUAAGGAAAUCAGUCAAUUGAAAUAAAUUAAUUAGGCCCUAAUCGAUGGAUUUCACAUAACUGGGAAUACCUUUUUAAAAAAGGUAGUGGUGUGGAUCAGAAAACCAGUCAGUAUCUGGGGUGACCACUAUUUGCCUCAUGCAGCAUAGAGUUGAUCAGGCGGUUGAUUGUGGCCUGUGGAAUGUUGUCCCACUCUUCAAUGGCUGUGCAAAGUUUCUGGAUAUUGGCGGGAACUCGAACACAGCUGGUCUGAGACGAUCCCGUAAGUGAAGAAGCUUGAUGUAGAGAUCCUGGGCUGGCAUAGUUACACGUGGUCUGCGGUUGUGAAGCCAGUUGGACGCACUGCCAAAUUCUCUAAAAUGACGUUGGUAGAGAAAUGAACAUUCAAUUCUCUCACAACAGCUCUGGUGGACAUUCCUGCAGUCAUAAUGCCAAUUGCACGCUCCCUCAACUUGAGACAUCUGUGGCGUUGUUGUGUGACACAAUUGCUCAUUUUAGUGGCACAAGGUGCACCUGUGUAAUGAUCAUGCUGUUUUAAUCAGCUUCUUGAUAUGCCACACCUGUCAGGUGGAUGGAUUAUUUUGGCAAAGGAGAAAUGCUCACUAAAGGGAUGUAAACAAAUUUGUGCACAAAAUUUGAGAGAAAUAAGGUUUUUGUACGUAUGGAAAAUUUCUGGGAUCUUUUUUUAUUUCAACUCAUGAAACAUGGGACCAACAUGUUACAUGUUGUGUUCAUAUUUUUGUUCAAUAUAGUAAAAUCAGGUUUGUUUCAAUAUAAUUCUAACUUUUGUUUAGCAGUGUUAUGGACUCGAGUCACGACAUGGAACUUGAGUGUGACUCGAGUCACAUUUGAUGACUUGAGCCUCGAUUAGAAAAUGAAAUGACUUGACUUGGAGCCUCAAGACUCGGGACUCGACUGACAUGAGACUGAUGACUUGAAAUUAUCUGGCCAGGUUUUGUAAUGUUUUGUCGCUUUGUGGUACAGCGUCUCAAUGGAUUACUCUCCACGCAGCCAGACAGUUGCCGUAGCAUCGCCCUUCCAAAAUAAACGUCCAACAGAUUGGCUAGUGAAACACACACUCGGCCCUCUGAUUGGAACAGCAAACUGUCAUCCAACACAGAUCGGGUGAGCUAGCGAACAGAUUGCUGAUUUGCUGUACAGCUAUAGGAUCGGGUACAGUACAAACGUCAUUGUAGGGAGAGGGGAUUGCCAUAAUAAAUAAAUAUGCAGCUCCAAAAAUGGAUUGGUGAUCAAGAAUAUUAACUAUUUUCUUUGCCAACUCACCAGCAAUGGGGCACCAAGCAACAAUUACUAGCAUAUGCCUACUGUUCUUUUGGUAUGUCAAAAUUGCUUGAAAUAAUAAUUAAUAAUUAAUUUGCUUAUGAAGCUUGCGUUUGAAAUUUGAAAUUAAUUAUUACUUUGGCGAAGACGCACCAUAGGCACGUUUCUUCACUUGCGCUCUCCAAACUCCCGCCAGUGGAGAGUGCUUUGUUCUCUUGUUGAAAUGUUUGCUGUUGUUUUUCACACGUGUAAAUGCAUAUGUGGUAAAUCUAUAUUCCCUCUAAUCCUACAAUAAUUGCUAGCAUUUCAUCCGUAAACCGUUUAUUGCAACUUAGACAUUUCUGAGUAAGUUUAUUUAAUUAAAUGUAUGGUUUCCUUUGUUCAUAUUUCCCGGGUUAUGUCGGAGUGCUGUGUGUCUGUGUCCUAUGUCUCUGUCAUUCUGGUUGUGCGUAAUAGGAGUGUGCAAGCCUCCGUGUGCAUAGAAAUAGGCUUUGUGGCCUGCGCGCCACGCUUUGGCGUCAGUACAUCGAAUAAGAGAAAAUUGUUCCAUGUGAAGAAAUGUCAUUAAUAAUCAUUAAGUCUGAUUAAGACGAAUGUAACAAUGGAUGUGGAAAUUGCCUUUUUAUAUUGAAGAACCAGUUUAUUGGUUGUAAUUGCCAAUUGGGUAAUUGUAUGGUCCUGGGAGGGGAGAAGUGCUUAUAUGUACCUGUUUGAGCUCCUGUUAGACAGAUUUGGUUUUUCAAGGGGAGGCUGUGCAGUCUUGCUCUCUACCUGUGUCCAUUCAGAUAGGACAGGUUACAGGGAUAGUUCACCUAGAUUACAAAAUGACACAUUGGUUUCCAGUCUAUGGAUAAUGUAUGAUAGCAAUUCAUCCUUUGGUUUAGUUUCCAUGGCACUGUUUCUAACGUUUUAGCAUUUGUGGCACAAAUCCCAUUCAAGUAAUGGGAGCGAUAUUAGAAAUGUUUGCGCAUCAUGUACAAAUCAUCAAAGGAUCUCAAAUUGACUGUGAAUCUCAGUCACUUAUAGAUUAUUUGAACAUGAUGCUCGAAAAAUGCUAAUAUCGGUCCCAUGACUUGAAUGGGAUCUGUGCCACAAAUGCUAAAACGUUAGCAUGUGAAAACAGUCCCAGGGAAACCAAACCAAAGCAUGGAUUGCUGUCAUACCCUGUCCAUAGACUGCUUACAGGUUAAGGAAACAAUAUUUUAUUUUGAAAUUUGGUGGAACUAUCACUUUAAGCCUGAUACAGAGGCUUCUUUUAGGCAAUUGCCUGUGUAUAUUUUGUAUGUUAUGGCACUUUCACCAUUGGAUCACCAAGACCUGUAAAUAAAUCUACACUGAGCACGUCAACUUGCCUUGCUUUGUGCUGAUUUCAUGCCCGUUUUCAUGCCCGUUGUCCUUAUUUUACAAUUACAUAAUCAAAAUGUGUUGUAGACAAAAUAAUAAAGGGCUGUCUGGUAGCCUCAGUAAAUAGACAAAUAUUUGUAGUUGAACUCAAGACUCAAGACCGUUCUAUUUGGGACUCGACUUGAGACUCUGACCUUUUGACUUGACUUUCUUGUGACUCGAACAAUAGUGACUUGGUCCCACCUCCUUUGUUCAGUCUGUUACACAAACUAACAAUCACGGUACCUAUAAUUUUAAUUCAGUGCAUCUAUUGCUAAUUGUUGAAUCCUCAAUAAAGCGAUGCCCUGAUGCUUGUUAUUGACCCGCUGCUUUAAGGUAGACAUUUAAUCUGAUGCCAAUUAUAGUAAUGCUAUUUGUGGGGUUGUAAACUUGCUUGCAUGAAAUGCUUGCCUCUACUCAGAAUAAACAACCCUGCAACACCUCCAGGUGGUUCAAGCUAAAAGAUGGGUCAUAUUCAUUAGGCACCAAAUGGACUGAAACAGGGAAGGACUACCUGUACUUGUUGAAUAACAACUGCUUGUUUUCAUUUUACUACAGUGUGCCCUAAUGAUUGUGACCAUGGUUUAGUGACCAGCCCUGACCCCCAGUAUCCCCAUUCCCUUCCAGGCGCCGGCUGCAGCUCAACCCCACGCAGGCCUUCUUCCUCCUGGUCAACCAGCACAGCAUGGUGAGCGUCUCCACGCCCAUCUCCGAGAUCUACGAGCAGGAGCACGACGAGGACGGCUUUCUCUACAUGGUUUACGCCUCUCAGGAGACCUUUGGCUGCUAG